ACCUUAUUGGCUGAAAAAUGCGCGCCCAGGAUCUUUUGGUGGUUCUUUUCAUUUCAACGAACCAUAAAAAUAAGGAUAAUUCAAAAAAAAUUGUCUCUGCCAGAAACCUCAUCUCCGUUUCUCCCACUCAUGGCUAUCUGAGAAAAAAUCUUCUCUUCAAUUCCUCCCUUUCUUUCAAAACCCUCAUAUCAAGCAAAAUCCAUGGCGAGAAUUUUGAUUUCAUCACAGCCGUUUAUCGGCACUCCUCUUCCAUCAUCGUCAAUCUCUCGCCAUGGUGGCCUUCAUACGCUUCCUAACCGUAGACUCGCCUCCACUAGAGUCCGUCUCAGUUACAACGGAAUCCCUCCGGUUCCCUCUUUCGAUUCUUCCGUCGAUUUCCAAGCACUUUUUACCAAAGCCGAGAGAUUACUAUACACUCUCGCCGACGCUGCUGUCGCGGCCGAUCCCGCCGCCGGGUCUACCGACGCUGCCGCGCAAAAAAAUGGCGGCUGGUUCGGCUUCAUCUCCGAUUCGAUGGAAUUCGUUCUCAAGGUGUUGAAAGAUGGAUUAUCGGCGUUACAUGUGCCCUACGCGUAUGGAUUUGCGAUUAUUUUGCUUACGGUUAUAGUUAAGAUCGCUACAUUUCCUUUGACAAAGCAGCAGGUGGAAUCAACACUAGCUAUGCAAAAUCUUCAACCGAAAAUUAAAGCUAUCCAACAAAGAUAUGCUGGCAAUCAGGAAAGAAUACAACUCGAAACAUCUCGCAUGUAUAGGCAGGCUGGGGUUAAUCCUUUGGCAGGUUGCUUCCCUACUUUAGCCACCAUUCCAGUCUGGAUAGGCCUGUAUCAAGCUCUUUCAAAUGUGGCAAAUGAGGGACUGUUGACAGAAGGUUUCUUUUGGAUCCCUUCUUUGGGUGGACCAACUACAAUUGCUGCUCGACAAAGUGGGUCUGGAAUUUCUUGGCUUAUUCCAUUUGUGGAUGGCCAUCCACCAUUGGGUUGGCAUGACACUGCUGCAUACCUUGUGUUACCUGUGCUUCUUGUUGUCUCUCAAUAUGUUUCAAUGGAGCUCAUGAAGCCUCCCCAGACAGGUGAUCCGGCCCAAAAGAACACACUUCUUGUUUUCAAGUUUCUUCCAAUUAUGAUCGGUUACUUUGCAUUAUCUGUUCCAUCAGGAUUAUUAAUUUAUUGGUUUACGAACAACGUCCUUAGCACCGCACAACAAGUGUGGUUACGCAAGUUAGGUGGUGCAAAACCUGUUGUUGAUGAGAGUGCAAGUGGAAUUAUUACCGCAGGACGUGCAAAAAGAUCAGCUGCUCAGCCAACACGGCCCAGGGAUAGGUUCAGACAGUUAAAAGAAGAAGAGAAGAAGAAGAAAGUAAGCAAGGCUCUGCCAGCAGAAGAGGUUCCGACUCUAGAUUCUGCAUCUAAUUCUGAUGAGGAAUCGGAUGAAAAGACAAAGGUCAAGGACAGCAAUGAAGGAACAAAUAAUGACAUUGAAAGCUAGUCAUCUUUAGGCAGAGCUGAAGUUAGCCUGCCACCGCAUGUUUAUGGCAGCUUGACUUUGUGGUGUUAUUAGGUGGGUCCCACUGGUGCGAAAUCCAACAUUGAUUGAACUAUGUAGUAAAAUUAAAACAUUUUCUUCUGUGAGUAUGUGUGCAAACAUGAGUAUGCUAUUAACAUGGGGAGGAUUAAUUGGUAAAUGAGGGGACAUUAACUGCAAGUCUGCAACCAGACAUUACUUGUCUUGUAUAAAUUAAUUUUGUUUAGAUGGCUGUAGUUAGCUUUAAAACAGCAUUGGUCAUUCUCUUGUUCCAAACUUGAAGAAUAAAUGUAAAAUUGAAUUACAUAUUUCAAUUGUAACUAUCUAUACAGGUAUUGAGAGGUUUGGCUUUGCUAUGUCAAGAAACAUAAAACUUUAGGCUUUUAGGUAGAAGGUUGGUAUGUUGAUAUGUAGGUGUGAUGUUGUUUUCUAAUAUUUCAUCAUUUGACAUUGUAUCAACUACAGCUGUUGGAUUAAUGCAAGUCUAAACC
Messenger RNA from Durio zibethinus, 2012 nucleotides. The record is from RefSeq and is a predicted model, not a curated record. Lineage: Eukaryota; Viridiplantae; Streptophyta; Magnoliopsida; Malvales; Malvaceae.